Molecule: messenger RNA, 1146 nt
Organism: Microplitis mediator
Lineage: Eukaryota; Metazoa; Arthropoda; Insecta; Hymenoptera; Braconidae
Exons: 5
Coding region: 56-925 (289 amino acids)
Source: RefSeq, a predicted model, not a curated record
UAUGAUUUUAAAAUAAUUGUCUAACCUUUUUUUAUUUUUUAAAAUAAUAAAACCAAUGCUUUUUAUUGUUUUUAUAUAUUUAUUUAUUAUUAAACAGGGAUUGGGAAUAAGCGACGAUGAAAAUUCAAGUAUACAAUUGGAAUCUAAAUUAAAAGAUUUAUUAGAUUUAGACAAUGAUCAAGAUGACGACGAUAGUAAUAAUAAUAGCAGUAGUGAUGAUUUAGAUGAUAAUUUAAAUAAUGAAUUUGACCAAGAUUUUGCAAAAGCUGCGCUGGCGUACAUCGAAAAUGGCGAAACUGAGAAAAGUAGUAUAGUUGAAGAAACUGGACCUUUUCAACAUUUUAAUCCUGUAGGAAAAAAUGAAGUGAGUGAAAAAAAAGCCAAAGCUAAAGAUAAAGAUAAAGGUCAAGUUGUAAAUAAAAGUGAUGAUACUGAUGAUGAUGAUGAUGAAGAUGGAAAUUUAUUUUUGGAGAAAAUAAAAGACACAUUUUAUCAGCACAAAGUAAUAAUAUCAUUACCGCUGGCAAUUUCUAUUUUAGGAAUAACUUUUUUAGUCAGCUGCAUUUGUACGCUGAUUCUUCGUCGUAAAGUAAUUAAUUGUUUUGGAAAAUGUGUUUCCAGUUGUUGCAGAAAAAAAAAAAAAUCUUGGGAGGAUUUAGAGAAAGGAAAAAAUAAAAAAGUAAGAUCGAAGAAAACGAAAAAAGCGGUGGCGAUUCCGGCGGCGACAGCAGUGGCAACACCAUCAGUAGUUUCAACAUCUUGGCCUCGCGCAAAGUCAUUAUCUGAGGAUUAUGUUGACGUAGCAACACAACACGUUUCUGUAGUUGAGCCAUUACUACCUACAAGGGAAACUAUUAUUGAGACUCCACCAACGGGCUGUUGCAGUAAAAAGAAACGUCAGAAAAAAAAUUAUAGAAAAAAAUAAAAUGUCAAUAGCCAACUUCACUUUCCUUAAUAUUUAAAAAGAAAAACAAAAUGAAAUACACAUUAAUAAUUUAUUUAGCUUCACAUCUAGAUCACGGAGAGUGCAAUCGAUUGAUAGCUGCCCUUCAUUACACGACUUAUGACCUACCAUCUGACAUUUCUGGCGCCGGUAACUCUUUUAAAUACUUUUUUAUUAUUACCCUGGUUAUAAAUAAAAAUAAA